Biomphalaria glabrata is the source of this 7388-nucleotide messenger RNA. RefSeq names its product putative polypeptide N-acetylgalactosaminyltransferase 10. The coding region runs from base 235 to 2019 and encodes 594 amino acids. The transcript is spliced from 13 exons. Gene Ontology annotation, cellular component: Golgi apparatus. NCBI's taxonomy places the organism in Eukaryota, Metazoa, Mollusca, Gastropoda, Planorbidae. The record is from RefSeq and is a predicted model, not a curated record.
UGUCGUUUGUUUGAUUAUACGUGUUAAGUUUUGCUUUCAACGAAUACUUUCGCAUUUUUCUAAAUCUCUAGAUGUAGACUUGACUGUCACUAGAGUCACAGAGUGUGACUAGAGUGACCAGAGACAGCGUAGUCUAGAGUCUAGAGCUUGAUAUAGAUCUACUUGUACUUACGGUACUAGAUCUAUUUAGAUCUAGACUAAUAAUAGACUGAUUCAUACUGUUCCAAGAUCAUCAUGAGAAGAAACACAAUAACUCUUCUCAAGUAUGGAGUUGGUAGUGCUGUACUCAUAGCUUCUGGUGUCUUCUUACUUCACUCAAUACAUUGGAUGAGGCUGCAUUCCAACGACUUAGCUAAUGACAAGAAUGUAAAGCCUUCACUAGAAAAGGUAUUUGAAGAAAUCCUUGAGAAAACCAGGCCAGUGGAAGAGAAAAUUGAUUGGCAUGAUCACAAGUACAUUGAGGAGGAAUUGAAGCGACAAGGUCCAGGUGAGCAAGGUUCAGCCUUCAAACUGUCUCCAGAAGAUGAACUACAGAAGAAUAUAUUAUACAGAAGUAAUGGGUUCAAUGCCCUGGUCAGUGACAAAAUAUCAUUACAGAGAUCUAUUAAAGACAUCAGACAUCCUCACUGUAAAAGCAAACAGUAUGUUAAGUUCUUACCAACUGCAAGUUUCAUACUUCCAUUUCACAAUGAACAUUUGUCUACUUUGUUGAGAUCAGUGUACAGUAUAAUCAAUAGAGCACCUAAAGAACUUGUGAAGGAGAUCAUUUUGACUGAUGAUCACAGUGAUAAAGAUGAGUGCAAGAAGCCACUGGAUGAUUAUGUCAAGGAACAUUUUACCAAUGUGAAAAUUGUCCGAGCUGAGAAAAGAGAAGGAUUGAUUCGAACAAGGUUGUUAGGAGCACGGCAUGCUACUGGAGAGGUUCUUAUUUUCCUCGAUUCCCACAUUGAAUGUAACAUCAACUUUUUGCCUCCACUUCUAGAGCCCAUUGCUCAGAACUACAGAACAGUUGUUUGCCCAUUCAUUGAUGUCAUUGAUUAUGAAAACUUUGAAUAUCGAGCUCAGGAUGAGGGUGCAAGGGGAGCUUUUGAUUGGGAGUUUUACUAUAAGAGGCUACCUCUUUUAGAGGAGGAUAAGAAAAAACCUUCUGAGCCUUUUGCCAAUCCUGUGAUGGCUGGGGGACUAUUUGCCAUCAGUAAAGAAUGGUUCUGGGAGCUUGGUGGCUAUGAUCCUGGUCUAGAUAUUUGGGGAGGUGAACAAUAUGAGCUUUCAUUUAAGAUUUGGCAAUGUGGUGGUACAAUGGUUGAUGCCCCUUGUUCAAGAAUUGGGCAUAUAUAUCGCAAAUUUGCCCCAUUUUCUAAUCCAGGAGUUGGUGAUUUUCUGGGUCGAAACUAUAAACGUGUUGCUGAAGUUUGGAUGGAUGAGUAUGCUGAGUAUAUUUACAGCCAUCGACCACACUACCGUAGUUUGGAUGCUGGAGAUCUAACAAGCCAAAAGGCCAUCCGGCAAAAGCUCAACUGCAAACCUUUCAAAUGGUUCAUGGAAGAAGUAGCCUUUGACCUGGUCAAGUUUUACCCACCAGUGGAGCCACCUGCCAUGGCUAAGGGCACAAUUCGCAACAUGGCUAUUGAUUUAUGUAUAGAUACAAAGUUCAAGAGCCAGGGUGAUACAUUUUCUGUUGAAACAUGUGCUGACUCAACAGCAAGAGCUAAGGAACAGCAAUUCGAAUUGACCUGGCAUAAAGAUAUUCGACCUCAAGGGCGUUUACUCUGCUUUGACGUAUCGGAAAGCAAGCCCAGAACUUCUGUGAUAUUAUUCAGUUGCCAUGGAAUGCAAGGAAAUCAAAGAUUUAAGUAUAAUGUGGAUACCAACCAGAUUUUUCAUCCCAUUAGUGGUUUGUGUAUGGAUACAGACUCAACUACAAAAGAGGUGUACAUGAAUCCUUGUGAUGUGACCAUCAAAACUCAGGAGUGGCAGUUUGAAAAACCUAAUUUAGAUGCUUUAAAAGCUGAUAAUUAAAUAUCUUUCAUAAAGAUUAUUUUUGAAAUUUGUAUAAACCAAAUUAAAAUAUAUAUACUUGUAAUGGUUUCUAGAAAGAUGUCAUAAUUACUUGUACAAAAUUUAUCAUUUUACACUGUAAAAAAAAAAACGUUUUUACACAACAAUACUUUUAAUAACAUCAAUUGUAUACAUAUUAUGUGUGCUGAUAAAACAGGUUGAUAAAUAGAUUACAGAUAUAUUUUUUUUUAAUUGCUUUAUUUAGCUCAUCUUUCAUGCUUAGUGCGGGAUGACCCAAUAUCUUUUUUUUUGUACCAGUGUUGGGAGGGGGGAUCUGGGAGAAGUUAUCCAAGCUGUCUUUAGGUGCUCAGCAAAUACAAUCUACUCAAGUUGGGAUUCAAACUUAAGCCCCCCUUGUUAGAUGGCCGAGCUGUAGCCGAGCAGUAUUUUACUUUGUAAGAAAAUUAUAUUUUGACAGUAGUGUGAUUUAAGUUUCUCCAUAUUAUUUUAAUUAGAAGAAAUGAAAACCAAAUCUAUUUGUAAAAUGCUUAAUGACAUGAGAUGUGUACUAAGGUUUUCACCACAUCUCUUGAAGACUCAAGACUGUUGCUGACAAACUGGUGUUUUUUUUUAACUAAUGUAUUUGUUUUGUUUUUUUAAGUUUACAUACAUUGACUCAACCAUUUUUUUUUAAGAAACAUCUUUCUUAUGAUGUGUUAAAGCAUGUAUUCCUCUUAACUGCCCUCCAAAAAAGGCCUUGCUUGUUGCACAUUAUGGCAGUUUAACAAUUAGCUGUUGUUGAUUUUUCUGCAGAUGUGAUUGUUUUUUGUUACGUUUGGAGAGAAAUGAAGUGUUGUAAAUUUUAAGUUGUUACCUUUCAUGAUUAGGUAAUGACAUUAAAUAUGUGUUUAUCCAUUUAUAGUUUAGAAAAAAUGUUAUCCCUUGUUCUGGUGCACUAAGUAAAAGAUUAAGGAAUUAUAUUGAGUGUUGGUGAAGAUUUUGAGAUUUUUUAAAUGGCAAUCUGGAAUUGUACCCUUGACUUGCAAUGGACUGCAUUCACAUUCAUUUAUAUUAAACUUAUUACACCUGCUAUGACUAAGUUAUUAUAUGGAUAACUAGCCUUUAUCCAUUGGCAAUGUAUUUUUUAUUGAAAUAUCUUUAAAAAAUGAAAGAAAUUUAAAACAUCAGGCCAUAUACCAUAUGGAGUCUUAAAUAAAUGAUGUUAUUUUAAAGGGACCAAGUUUUGAGUAUUUCAUGUUUUUUAAGUAAUAGAUAAAAAAAAAUUCUAGAAUCCUACACUAUAGUAGAAUAGUAAGUACAUUACCCCUUUCAACCUGCCAUCCAUGGGGCAUAUUAUGUCAUCUUUAUCUAUAGCUGAAGCUUAACAACCAUCAAGAACCUAUUAGAGUUGAGUGGGGUACCCAAAGAGUUGGGCAUCCUAAUUUUGAUUUUAAAUCACAGUGUUUGGAACUCAAAACCUCUCAUUUCAGAAUCCAAAUGCUUUACCGCUCAGCCACCAAUCCCCCUAUACCUAGUGAUGGCAGUUUUGUUUUUUAAUGAAAACAGAAAACAUGCUUACAGUGUGAUGUUGGCAUCUUUGAUGAUGUAUGAUGUAUUUAAAAUGAUACUUUUAUCCUGGAGCAAGGGAAGAUAAUUUAACUUUACCUUAACAAGGUGUAUUAUGUAACCACAUUUGAUAUAUAUAUAUAUAUAUAUAUAUAUAUAUAUAUAUAUAUAUAUAUAUAUAUAUAUAUAUAUAUAUAUAUAUAUAUAUAUAUAUAUAUGUGUGUGUGUGUGUGUAUAUAUAUAUAUAUAUAUAUAUAUAUAUAUAUAUAUAUAUAUGUGUGUAUGUAUGUAUGUAUGUAUGUAUAAAGAAUUAGUCAUUUCUGAUGUUUCCUUUCAAUUUUCAGUUAACUUUUCUUUGCUUCUAUUAUGAUGUGAAUGUUGCUUUUUUUUUUUUUUAACUUUAUAAUUAUUAUUUAUUAAUUAAGAUAUAUUUAUUUUCUAUGUACAUUUUUCUCUUCAGUCACAAUUCACUUAGACAAUGUUGAUUUUAUUGAAAUUGAGAAUGAGGGUGAUUGUGAUAGGGUAUAUAGCUGUAAAAUGUUGCUUUAAAAUUAUAUAAUAUAUAAAAUUAUAUAAUAUUACCCAACUUCAAAGACUUCAAAAAAAAAAAAAAGUUGACAACUUUGGGAUGUGUGAUUGACAAUGUUUAUAUUUUUCCUCAUGCAAAGUUAUCUCAGGUUGUCCCAGAAGUAAAAUAUAUUGACCUGCACUGCUAUUGUCAUGGGUUAUUUAUUCUUAUGGACUGUUUUGCUUUACAAUAUGUUGAUGAGAAAUAUUGUACUUUCCAUUUUGAAACCAAAUAUAUUUGAAGAAACUAUUACAACCCAUUUCAAAUUAUUAUCAAAUGUCAAAUGACACACAACAAUAAUUUUAUUCUUUCAAUAGGGCAUACAAAUGUGAGUUAUCAUAUUGGAUCCUGUAUUUACACUCUUGAGAAAUCUACUUUUAAAAAAAAAUUGUAAUACUUUUUCAGUGGUACCAAUACACUGGUACAAUGGAAAAAAAAAAUGUCAAUAAGCUUAAAAAUAGUGUGUACAAUUCCUAAUGUUUACUAUUUGUAACUAUUUUUUCACUAAUACUUAUUUUAACACUAAUAAUAUUUUUUUAAUGUCGCUUAUUACUACAAUGUAAUUACAUAUUUAGUGUCCAGAUGUACAUCUAUAUUUUUCAGAUUAAACAAACUGUGACUGUCACUGACAAAUCCUUUCAUUUGGUAAUACCUCUCAAAAUAAUGCUAUAAUUGACUUUCUGUCUUAUAGCCUGUUGCAAUGGCUGGGAUUUGGGCUGCCAACAGCCCUUUAUCCCCUUUCAUGAGUCAUUCAGUUUAUUCCAAGUGUAACUAAAGCUUUUAAUGUCAGGCUGAAAUUCAGUUUUAGGUAUCUUAUUAUGUUAGUUUAGUUAGAAAUGCAAAGCCCCACCUUCUUUUUUACUUUAUACUCUCCUGCAAUUAGGCAAAGGUCUUCUGCUGGGGAAUUACAAUUGUGCAUUUUUUUUCUAGAUUGUCGAAUGUGAUCCAUAAGCAUUUUUUUGACACAUUUUUUACUAAUUUUCUAAGCUUUUUAGCUGAUCAUAAUUAGAAAAUUUAUUUUAAAAUAUUUCAUUUUUUGUUCUUUGUGAUGUAAUUUACCAAGUUUUAUCAUGAUUAAGCAGUCACAUCUUUCUGAGCCACAUCAUGACAACUUUCUAUGCCAAUGAACAUGAUUUAUUAUUGUAUUAUUUCUUAUCAUGAUUUCAAUGUUUCCUUAUAUUGUUGACACAUUCUCCUUUCAAAAAGUAUUAAAUUUUUCUUUAUUAUGCUAUGACAAAAGGUAAUACAAUUAAAAGUGUACUUUUAAGCCACUGCCAUUAUGAAUGAUAUCAAUCAUAAAUUUUUUCAGUAUCUAAAAAUAUAUAUUCCAUUUAUACUUCCUAUACUUAAAUAUAUAUUAUAUAACUUGUUAGUCAGUUGUUUGUCUUUAAAACUGUAUUCUUUCAACUUUUAAUCCAUCAUAGGCUAAAAGAAGAAAUUAUCCCAGCAUGAAAUUCAAAGUCAAUAUUAUUUGAUUCCUUAUUAAAGAACUAAUUUUGAGCAAUUAGCCUAAAAACUGUUUACAGUAAGGUUAUUACUAUAACUUAUUCUCAGUGGCUUUUCUUUUCAAAUGUAAAUAAUAUGACACUAAUGUAUCAAUAUAAAUACAUUCCAUGGUUGUUAGUAACUCAUCAGUGUUAAUGCUAUGUGAUAAACUGUUGAAAAAUGAUUGUGCUAUUUUGUUAUUUAUUUUUGUUGCACCUUGGUCCCACAAAGUAGGUCAAAUCAUUACAAAAGCGUUUCUCAAACUGUGGGGCACACCUCCCUGCUUACAAGGAGGGUGUGGAGGCUUUCAAUUUAUAUUUCAAGGGACAAGAAAAAAAAAUUAUUUCUAUUGUAUCAAUAAAUAGAUGUUUAAAUAUUAAAGAUACGAUAACAUGAUUCUUUUUCACUUAUCCAUUUGUCCAUUGAACCAUUGGGGCAUGAUUAAGAAUGUUUAAACAUUUAAAAUGAUUCGAGUAAGAGACCUCUGUUUCGUCUAAGUAUCAACUUAUAGCAUUUUUACCAUUCUCACACGAGGCAUCUGACCAGGAUGAACUGAAAACUUUUUUUUUAUGUCGUGACUAAUGUGAUUGUUUUGAAAUUUCUCAUGUCAGAAUGGUUUAACUUCUCCCACCUGUCAUACAUAGUUCUCUUGAUGACUUUUACAUGACAAAAAAAAAUGGUUCAUUACAAACAUGCAUGCAUUAUAUGUACCUCAAAUUUCCUUCCCAUUAUAGUAUUGGCCAGUGCUGCCUUCUUCAUUAUUUGACUAUAUAAUCUGCUGCCAUUCCACUAUUAAUUCCAGAAAAAAAUUUUUUUUAGUGCCCAAAAGUUUUAAAAUGAUCUACAAAACAAUAUUUCCAAAUAAAAAAAAAGAGUCUAUAUGAACUGACUUUAAUAAACAUUCAUUAAGUAAAUUUAGAGUCCAACAUAUUGUACAUAUAUGAGCACAGAAAAAAUGGAGAUUUUCAUUAUAAUUAUAUGUCUCAAAGCUUUUUUUCCUUUUAAAACAUUUUUAAAACCCUCCUGUCUUUGCUUAUAGGACUCCAACAGAAUCUCUGGCUGUUUUUUUUUUUUUAAUAUAAAAUUGGGGUAGGGGCACUUUAGUUUAUCUAUGCGGGUGCCAGGAUAAAAGUUAGAGAAACAUUGCAUUGGAAGAUCAUUUAGCAAAAGAUACUUAUUUAAUUAAUUGGAAUAAAGCUAUGUUAUGGACUUUUUUUUAAUUCUAAAUAUUAACCAAUAAUAAUGAAACCAAUUAGAUUGACUUUAACUAAACAUGUAAUUAUUUAAAUUAUAACUACUAGUUAAGUAGAACAAAAAUAUUUAUGACUCUGUAUGAAACAUAAUCACUUUUAUUUUACUAUGUGAUUUAUAUUUAUAAAACAAAACAACUUAUGGUUUCAAUAAACAAGAAGUCGAGCUUAGAAUAUUAUUUUAAAUUGUUUAUUUAUUUGUUAAUAGUUUACUAGAAUUUUCAUUUUAAUUAUUUAAAAAAAUCUUUGCCUCUGAAAAAAAAAAAAUUUGUGGCAAAGGCCUGUUCCUUUGUUUCAGUUCCAUAAAAUACUUUAUUAGGCAAGUACUUACAAUAAUGUGGGCUUUUCAGUGGAUCAUUGUACAUUCCUUGAAACGUUGUUUUUUGUUUUUUUUAACUGUGGAAAGAAAUGGUGGAACUUAUUGAUGACAAUAUGUUUAUAAAUAUAAUUUUGAAAUGCCCAUUUUUUUGGUUACAUUAUGAUUUUUAAUUCAAUAAAUAAAGAACAUUAUAUAAAUAAUU